AAAUGAUAUAAUUUCAAUAUGUUUUUAAGCAAAAUUUCGUUUCAGAAAAACCUCCAUUGAAGUUUAUGGAGAUAUUUCUCUAUGAAGUAUCACGCUUUUGCCUACAAUUUACCGAAAGAUUACUCUGAAGAAAGACUUCAGACUGGAAUUAGAGGCAUGACUUUCCCUAAUGCUGAAGUAAGGGUGAUCAAAGACACUCUGGGAAAGUCAUCUGGGAAAGCAAGGAUCAGUUAUAAUUCCCAAGAUGACCUUAGAGUCGCUAUCAACAAGCUUCAUAUCAAGUCAUCCCUUGACAACAAGUUCAUCAAGAUUAGAGGUUAUGAUAAAUUAAGGAAUGAUCCUGACAAGGAGGAAAAGUUGAUGAAAAGACUCACCAUUUAUAACCUAAGUUAUAAAGCCUCUGUGAAGGAUAUUGAACAGGUCGUUGGCGAGUUUGGCAGAAUCGAAGAGAUUAGAAUACCCAGAAAUCAUGACGGAUAUCCUCAUGGUUACGCUUUCGUCUUCAUGCAUUCUGAAAAAGAUAUUAAAAGAGUCCUUGACUACGCUGAUGAGAGACAUAUUCAUAAUAGACAAAUCAGGAUUUUUAGGUACCAGAAGGAUGAGAAUAAGGUUCAAAGAGAGAUGAGGAAACGAAUCUACUCUGAAACCAAGGUUACUAGAAAAUUUAACCUUAAAGAUGAAGAUGAAUUCGAGUAG
Molecule: messenger RNA, 696 nt
Organism: Moneuplotes crassus
Lineage: Eukaryota; Ciliophora; Spirotrichea; Euplotida; Euplotidae
Source: the annotation of a GenBank genome assembly